UGUAGCCAUAAUUUUUCAUCCAGUGAUUAUUUUAGUAACCAUGAUUGCUUGAUCCUCUAUCAUUUGUUAUAUAUAGAAAUAAUUAUUAUUAAUCUUGAUAUUGUUGUUCAAUAUAAUUAGUGUCUAAUGUAAAACUAGUUACAUGAUUUAAGUUCUGCAUUUUUUGUUUCUCUCUGCCUUUUAAGUUCAAGUCAUCUUAAAAUGGAAGCCAUGGAGCCACAUGAAUUAAAGCAACAAUAUGCAGAAAACCCAGUUCAGAAUCUUCUUCAUCUCUCUUCAGCUUACCCGGGAGUGAGCACGGAUUUCUCCAGCAAGUUCUUUGCCAAUUCUGCUGAUGACCAGUUUCAUGUUCCUUUUGAUGUAUUCUCUCCGAAAUCAACAUCUGUCAGUAUUGGCUCGACUCUAGACAAUGAAGCAAGAGAGAACAGUGUGAACAUCAUCAAUGAAAGGAGGCUGAAGAGAGUGAUAUCUAACAGGGAAUCAGCUCGAAGAUCAAGAAUGCGCAAGAAGAAACUCAUCGAAGAGCUUCAGUUUCAGGUUAACCAGGUUCAAACUGUUAAUCAUCAACUAUCAGAAAAGAUUAUUCUCUUGUUGGAGAAUAACAACCUGAUCCUUCAAGAGAAUUUACAGCUCAAGGAGAAAGUUGCUUCUCUUCAAAUACUUCUCUCCCAUCUCAUGACCCCUCUCCAAGGUCACAAAGAAGCCAUUGCCCCCACUGCAAAUAUGAAUAGCCUCAUAGCUGAGGAUUCAAGUUAAUCCAUUCAUCACUAAACUAUAGAAUGAAUAUAAACUCCGCUUUGAAUUGUGUUGUUCAUGUAAGUAUUCAUUAAGGUUACAGUAAAGGCACUUAUCAUUAGCCAUAAUUCAAAUAAACUCUACUCCUCAUAUUUGUUUGAUCAUGAAGAACUAUAAAUUCUCUUUCUUUCCUGACAA
Molecule: messenger RNA, 933 nt
Organism: Mangifera indica (mango)
Lineage: Eukaryota; Viridiplantae; Streptophyta; Magnoliopsida; Sapindales; Anacardiaceae
Product: basic leucine zipper 43-like
Exons: 1
Coding region: 202-756 (184 amino acids)
Biological process (GO): regulation of DNA-templated transcription
Molecular function (GO): DNA-binding transcription factor activity
Source: RefSeq, a predicted model, not a curated record